Schistosoma haematobium is the source of this 9267-nucleotide messenger RNA. Its product is annotated as WW domain containing E3 ubiquitin protein ligase 1. The transcript has 10 exons. Gene Ontology annotation, molecular function: ubiquitin protein ligase activity; protein binding. Bases 4397 to 5881 code for a protein of 494 amino acids. Lineage: Eukaryota; Metazoa; Platyhelminthes; Trematoda; Strigeidida; Schistosomatidae. The record is from RefSeq and is a predicted model, not a curated record. Gene Ontology annotation, biological process: ubiquitin-dependent protein catabolic process.
GUCCCAUGGAAGCCGGUGACCAACAAUUGGUUCAUACGCCAUUUGUUCCCGCAGGAUACUGGAGCCCAUGUGCACCAUUGGUUUGGAAUCCGGUUAAAGCGCCGGACAUUCGCUUUUCAUCCUCUCAUUUUCGUAAACAACACCCCCGCCACGAGAAGGCAGUGAGUAGGACUUCCCUGGCAGAGGCUAUAUACGCGUGGCCAUGUGAGAGCAUUUCGAGAGGGAGAGCGGACUCUCCCCACUCUCGGUCGUACCAGGGCAUUUGGGGGCAAGCUACGAAUAUAACAUUUUGAUCAACAGCCAUAAUAACUUACGAAUCGAAUCUAAGACAAGAUUAUAUAUAUAAUUGACAACUGAGUAAUAACCAAUAUCCUAUUGUCUAGUCUUUUUGUGCUAAUUUAUAUCAAUCAAGUUGCAGCGUGACCCAUUAAGUUGUGGCUUGACACCUUAGGACACUGUUCUGAUAAACAGCUUAUUACCACUUUUAAAAAUUUAUCAGGACAAACGUCCAAAUCUGUGGGUGUCUGUCCUCCUAGUUUGUUCGCGGUCUCUGAAAGUGUUGGAAAUCACAAGGGUGACUAACUAGUCUUUCUCUUGACCAAGACAUGAGUUUUCCGUGUUUGUUUGCUUUCACUCUUCACAAAGUCACUGGAAAAAAAUAUUUGAAGACUAAUUAGUUCGAGUUUGUGGUUACAAGCUACUAAAUGACCAUAGUUUCCCUAACAACAGGUUGAAUGAAACUUUAUCAUACAUUGGAGUGUGAAUCGCUGAUAUAUGCACCUAACUCCUCUAUGAAUAGACAUUUAAUAACCUUAUCUCUUAAAGAGGCAUGUUUCUUGAGACUCUCCACGUGAAUACUCACAUGUGUUUAAACCAGUACAUGGUCGUUGUUUAAUCAAAUACUCCAAUACUGUAGUAGGGUCGAUACUAGGAAUAAUUCGUUCUCAUUUUCAAAAUAUUUUAAUAUCCCCCACAUUUCGUUAAUCAUUUUAGAAUAAUUCCAAGUAAAUUGAGCAUUGGUUAGAUUGUUAUCAAUGAAAACAAUAUAUUUGUAAUAUCCCAAUGAGUAGAAGAAUUACACUUUUCUGACGUUUCGUAACUCAGUAUAAGCUACCUCUUCAGGGAACAAAUAAAGAAAUAAAAUUAAUCCAGGUUUAAAUAGUACAAAGGAACGAAACAAGAAUAUUUGGUGCGAUCAAUGAAGAAAAUAGGUCUGACCAAGUCGAUGUCGUCAUUCCGGUCAAGGUGAUUCAUAUGAGGCAUGUUUGUGUAUGUAUGUUUAAGGAUAAAAAAUGUGACAUUUGUCGUACGAAAGGAUAGAGUUGAACUUUUCUACUCAUUGGGAUAUUACAAAUAUAUUAUUUUCAUGUCAGAAUAAUUAUUUUCAUUACCUGUGAAUGAAACGAAUUUCUGUUAGUGUUAACCUACUUCCUUUUUUUAUCAACUACAGUAAUGAUAACACUAUCACAUACAUAAUAGAAAGCUUAAUCUUCUCUUGAUUAUAUUAUCCAAAAAUACCCAUUUUAUAUCAACCUAUGUACUUAAUCUGUCUUGCUUCCAUAUGGCUUAUACUGUUUCUUUUCUGCAUUUUCAUCAUACUCAGGAGCUCGCUACCGUUGGUGUUUUGGGCGUUCUAGAUCGUCCUGACUUACCAAAUAGCUGCUUACAUAAAGUUGUAUCUAACACGGCCGGUUUGAACCAAGCGUUCCAUUUUUUCUGGUCAAUUAUAAUUACACAAUUAUCCGUCAAUAGCCUAAGAAAAUGUUCGGAAGUUUUUUGGAGACCGUCACAUCGGAUGGUCAAAAACUGUUAUAAGAAUGAAGAAAACAACUGCAUCUGGGGGUUUUUAGAAGCUAUUUUAGUUCUCUCAUGUCAUCAAUAAAAAAACUUUCACGUCAGAAAACCAAUCCUAGAACACUCGGGUUAACAUUUUGAAAGUGAAUUCAGUUGGUGUGGUACUCCAGCAGCUUCGACUUCAAAUUGUGUCCUAUGAUUCAUAAAUAUACACACCGAAAAGUAAAGAUUUAUUAGGAAUUUAAAUCACCAAGGAAUAAAUUCAGCAUUCUUGUCUAGAAGGAAUAUAACAGACUGAAAUUACUGAGUCACUCCAAAACAAAAUAGUCAUUGUACCUAUCGCUAAAGCAUCAUACGUAGUGUAUGUGAAAUUCGUCCAAUAUAAAUUUAGUACCUGUCCCGUCUAAAAUAAUAGCUGCAAUCAAAGUGGAGGCAAUAUACUAAACAAGUGAGAAAUUGGCCAUCAACGAGCAGAUCUAUCUUCAGGUUGUGGAUGAAUGGUUCACGUGUCCAACCUCAACUAUGUCUUAAUAAUCACACAUUUUAUGUUAAUAGUUUUGUAGGUCCUGAUAUUAUUAGGGAUUUUUUUAUUCGUCAGAUGAAACUGCUCUGGAAAGAUGACUUUUAACAUGUUCUUUAGCAUCUCAAAGCCUUAUAGAGGAAAGUAAGCUCCCAACCUCACUCAGAAUGAUGAAACACAAUGAAUAUUCUCUGUCUUCAAAUUGAUCAAGGGUCUAGACAAUGUUGCCUAGUUUCAUCAUUUCCUCUGUAACUAUUGCACGUAUAGCGUAUGAGGUUAGUAUUAUAUCUACAACUUAUGAAAACACUAAAACUUCAGCUUGUUGACUAUAUUAUCUUACUGUGCGGUCCCACAAGCCUUGCAAAUCGGUAAAUAAUCUGACGUUUGCUGGACUACAUAAAGUCACAUCAAUCUGAACAUAUCUAUAUUAAUCAAGUAGUUGUAUGCUUAAUGUCCUUGGUCAAAUCGUGGGACUGACACAAGUAAGAGGUAUGUAACCUAACCAUAUCUUAUAUCGCACUCCAUCCUGCUACCUCCGUAAGUCAGUUGCAUUGAAAAAAGUGUACUGGGUCACUCAAGUGGUGUAUUCUCAUUUUCUACUCAUAGUCAAGUUCUAAAUUUCAUGUUAGUUAUUUCAUAAUCAGUGUUUAUUAGUAUAGUAUCUUCAUUGCACCUUUCAGGUGUAAAGUAAUUUCAUAAGAUUAAUAGAAGUUCAUGUUCGUAUUAAAUCAUACGAUAGAACUGUCUUUGCAUUUAUUAGCUAUAUAUUAAUGGCGGCGUGACAGACAAAACAAAUCUCUAUACAACGAAAGUAUGGAAGUUUCAUAUCAUUUUUGAAGUAACCGUACCAAUGAUAAUCGGCUGUGCAACUCUUCAAUGAGAGAAGCUAUAUUACACAUCUAUGAAACCUGAUGUCCACAAGCUAACGGUGCAGACUACUUUUGGGCUCAGGGCAGACCGCUUUUUAGUGAUUACGAUUUCUAUUUGAGUAAUCCAGAUACCCUUAACGUAUGGUAUCUCACGGACUGAAUAAAGCAGAGAAACAGUCCAUAAGAUGGUGCUGUGGGACUAAAGAUAACUUCGUCAGAUUAACAUCUUUCGACUUAUCAGAACCCCGAGAUUACACAACUGUGAUGUAAUAGGACUCAAAGUUAAAGUUCAUGACAGUUCAACUUCGUACUUUAGUCUUCAGCAUCAAUAGUAAAUUGAAAUUUGAAGUGAACUAAAUCCUUAUCUCACUACUGCUCAUCAUGAUUUUUUCGUUCAGUAUAAUGGUUACUUCAUUAAAAUGCCACCAUAUUUGCAUGUUUCAUUUUUUUCUUUGAUUAGUCAUAUUUUUUCUAGAUAUUUCGCAUAUGAAUGAUAACUUUAGUUUUACAAUAGGAAUCUAGUCAACUGUCUAUUAGUUGUAUUCUGAAACUUAUUCAGUUAGUAUUUGGAAGGAUCAUUCUCAUAACCAACAUGGUCGUUUAUUCAGCCACCUUUGUCAUUCCAUUAGUUUAUCAAUCAGUUUUUAUGUUUUCUGGGCGACCCUACAAGACAUGACUCAAAAUCAAUUACAAUAGUGAUUUGCGUGGAUUUUUCUAGAUCUCGAAUAUUUUAUUACUCAUUUUUUUCUUCUUUAGAUACUUAAUUGUUUUAACAUAAGUACCUCUGGACGUUAUUAGAUAAUGUUUUUGUGUGACAGCGUAUCUAUCUGGUGGCCCAUUGGAAGGAAUUAUAAAUGCAAAGCAAUUAGUAAUUAUCUUAGGUCUAUUUGCUGUGUUUGUUUUUUGUCAUUUUUAAAAAAUUAGUUAUAUGGUCUGUUUAUUCAAAUCAUACGUAUUUUAAAAAAAACAAAUAAAAUUAAAUGAACACUUUCAUUCAUGUACUUGUAUAGUUACAUUAUUGUUAGUUAAGAAAAUUACAUCUGUAGAUUAUUAUACUGGAUUGAAAAGCUUUUAUGUUAAUUAACUAAUCUAAUGUACAGAAUAAUCCAUCAUUAUAUUACUAUUAAAUGUCACAAACAAAAUAACCGUCAAAACUAGAAUAGACUGCUGCACUACUUUUUUUUGGUCAUUGAAAUAAAUAUUCACCAUUUUGAUGUAUUUACCGUUUUUUAUCUGCUCUAUAUUACAUUCUUCCUUAUGGUUUAGAUCUCAUCAUCAGUUAGUAAAUGGCUAUACUACUGUGAUUACAACUGAUAAUAUUCAACCUCCAAACGGAUCUAAUUCACACACAGAAUUUAACAUCUCUAGUGGGCCUAGAGUGCCAGCAAAUCAACAUGAUAGGGAUUUCUGGUCAGCUUUAAUAGGAUCUCUAUUUGGAUCCCAUAAAUCUUCAUCUACAAGGAAUACUUUAGCAACUGUUGACUCAACUUCUAGAGGUCAAGAUGCAGAAUUACCUGACAGACAACGCCCUUUAAAUGAUUGGACUGAAGUCGAUGGUUUCUGGGAACCUAACAACCUAUCUGCUUCCUCUUCACUGUCAAAUUCUAAUGUUAAUUCCCAAAAUACUCAAAUUGAUUUGUCAUUACCACCAGGUUGGGAAAGACGUUUUGACAAGUCAACUCAGAAAUAUUAUUUUAUCAACCAUAAAUGUAAAAUCACUCAAUGGGAGGAUCCACGUGAACGUGGAAUGGAUGAAACCCAACCUCUCCCGCCUGGAUGGGAGAAACGUUAUACCGCCCAAGGACAAAGGUUUUUCAUUGAUCAUAAUACCCAUACUACUACCCUUGUUGAUCCACGUACUGGACAACAUGCUGGUUCAUUGGGUAGUAUGGGAGUCCCAUUGCAAUAUGAAAGGAAUUUUCGAUCCAAAGUCAAUUAUUUUCGUGCUUGUUGUACAAAUGCCAUGUUAAAUGGGCAGACUAAACUUCUUAUAUCAAGAGAUAAUUUAUUAGAGGACUCGUUUCAACUGGUAUCCCAAAUGUCUUCAUCUGGUUUAAGAAGACGUUUAUCUAUAACAUUUCUACAUGAAGAAGGUUUGGAUUACGGUGGAGUAGCCAGAGAAUGGUUCUAUCGUCUUUCAAGAGAAAUUUUAAACCCAAUGUUUGGCUUGUUUGAGUAUACUGGAACAGAUUAUGCCUUACAAGUAAAUCCAGCCUCUCAUGUUAAUCCAAAUCAUAUGGCGUAUUUUCGAUUCGUUGGACGCUUUAUUGGUAUGGCACUUUUUCAUGGUCGCUGCAUUGAUGGUGGGCUUACUCUUGCUUUUUAUAAGCAAAUUUUGAAGCGGAAAUUAACAUUAGAAGACCUUGGCCAUACGGAUCACAGUUAUUAUCAAUCGUUAAUUUAUGUCAGAGAUAAUCCAGUUGAUGAGUGUGAUUUGGACUUGUACUUUAUUGGAACCUAUGAUCUUUUAGGCGCUUUGCGUGAAGACGAACUUAUUGAAGGUGGCAAAGAUAUUAAAGUGACUGAGGAAAAUAAAUCCGAUUAUAUCAGACUGAUGGUUGAUUGGCGAUUCAACAGAGGAGUAAAAAAACAAACAGAAGAAAUUCACAAAGGUAUUUUUGAAGUACUAAAUCCCGAGUGGCUGGAAUUAUUCGAUGAGCGUGAACUUGAAGUAGGUCUUUUGAGAAAGUUCGAAUGACUUCAAAUGUUCUACUGUACUAUAUCUAGUAUUGUCGUAAUUCUCUGUGCUGAGUAUACAUCCCAUAAUUAACCUAUAUUUGAUAUUCUCGCACAUAUGUUUCUUCAGCAUUUUAGCUUGAUUAAUAGUGUUUUAGACUUCACCUCAGUAAAUUUUCAGGGCUUCAUUUAUGAAGCUGGCAGUAAUUAUGUUUGGCGAGUGAUAAUAACUAACUGAAGUAACAUAAUGAAAUGAAAGUUUAACGUUCACACCAUUAAACCUCAGAUGUGAAAAAAGUUUUUAUUCCCACGACAUGGUACACAAAAUCGACUAGAUAAACUGCAAAAAAUGUACAAUCUCAGUUUCCUCUCCACCAUCUACUGUUAUACAUUCUUAUGUUAUUAUAGGUUGACUAAUUUGUUUGCUUUCUUCACAAUAAAUUACAUACACUACAGUAUUACAAUCAAAUUCAACCUUAAAAAUCGAUCAUCUCAAUGUUGGGUGUUGGCAGACGUUACACGUCAACAUGAGCAUAACUCUUGUUAAUCAAACUAAUCACUUUUAUGUUUGUAUGUGUGCCUAAAAAUCUAUCCGUUUCCACUACCUUCUGUUUCAUUUACAGAAAUUCUUAUUUAUCUCAACCCUUUUUCAUAAUUACACCAUUAAAAUGUGUUAUUUAUAGACCCUGUAUGGAUUAUUGAUUCAUUAGCUUUCCUUUGUUCUCUGUAUAUUAUUUCUUAUUGUUGUUCGCUUUGUUCACUUAUUGCCUUCUCGUUAAUUAAUUCAUAUGCUGUAUGCGUAUUAUUAACUAGUACUUUUUCUUUCAAAAUAAUAUGUUGGUCAAUCCAAUAACUAAAUUUUCUGUUAGUUGUAAAGAUUAGUAUUUCAAUGUCUAUUAUUUGGACUGAAAAGGACAAUUAGUACAAAUAAACACCAAAAUAAAUAUGUGCCACACAAAUAAGUGAGUUAAAUUGUGAAUAGACAGAUCAAGGAAUGUGAAUAUGAUAAAAAAAAAGCAAUUAAAUCAGAUGAAAUUAUCAAAACAAACACCACAGUAAUAGACUUAAUAACUAUCAAUGGUCGUAAAAAAAACACUGGCCAUAAAUAAUCACACUCAUACCUCUGACAGCACCUUGUUCACCAUCAAACCCCUUCAUUACUUCUUAAUAUUUCUCCAGUCUUCACUAUCAACACUUCUCGUGUAUUUUUAUCACUACUACUACUAUCAGGUUAACCAUAAAGUGAUAUCCGAUUCGAAACAGCCUGGUAUAGAUGUUCAAACAACAACGAGAUUUGCUAGUAACUUGAACCAAAUUUCUAGAAGUACUAGUGGAUUCAAGCAGUGUGUACUGGAUAGAUAGAGGCGUGAGCACUAACCCUGACAGGCUCAAAGAAUAAUUGGUAGCCAAGGCACCUUGAGCAUAGACUGACAAAAAGCUUGUGCAAUGAUUAUGAGCUGUAAAAGUCCAUGAAAGAAGAGAUUGAAAAAGGAACAUCAAGGAAGCAGGUAUUAGAAAGGCAGGUGGUGGUGAACUAUAUUAUCCAUUCUCAAUCUAGGAGAUUAGAUAGAUAGCGAAAAUACUAGGGAAGAAUUCAACUGACCUCCGGUUAGCUACCCUUCAGUUAUACUCUAUCUCUAACUCUUAUUGAAGCUGAAAGGAUAAUAGAUUACAGAAAAUGAAGUAGGUUAACAGGCCUUGAUGGUUUAACCCCGUAGAUAGUGGUCCAGUUUUACUAGUUAAAUUGAUUGAGAUAUUGGCCAGAGUUUGGGAACUGGAUGUAAUCCAAUCUGACUGGUCUCGACGACUGAUCGUUGCCGUCUAUAAAAAAAAAUGAAAUCCCUUUUGUGACAACCACAAAAGGAUCGAUUUGACGAACAUAGUGUCUGAAAUACUAGCCUUUCUAACUAUUCGACUCUCAAAUAAAGCUUGUGAAGACCAAUCUUGGGAAAUCAGGCUGGUUUCAGACAUGGACGCGAGUGUGCUGACCGAAUAUUCGCCCUUCGUCAAGUACUGAAAUAUAGAUAUACUUUCUAACAUUUGACUGUUGUUGUAUUCCUUGUUCUUGAGGCAGCAUUCGAUCGUCUUGAUAGACACACUUUACGGAGGUAUCUGGCAUUGAAAGGUACAUCAAUGAAGAACACUUAUCUUUACUCAGUACCCUAAAUAUAAUCUUAGUAUUGCUCAUUUGUUAGUGUCAAUAUGCUUGAGCAAUCCUUUGAAGAAGUCUAUAAUCAAAUAAUAGUGUUGAACAGCCAUCCUCUGUUACUAAUGGCUUUGUUUUACGCUGUUAAAGUAAAAGCAAGCGAUUUAUUUUAAUAGUUCACUAUUACUUAAAAGUUUUAGCUCACCACCGUAUAAUUAUUUCAGACCGCUGUUUAUCGUUCUCUUCUUUUUAUUUUGAAGCUCCUAUUAUCCGGUAUGCCAGAGAUUGAUGUUGACGAUUGGGAAAAGAAUACGGUCUACAUAAAGUACACACGAUCAAGUAAACAGAUUAUUUGGUUUUGGAAGUUGAUUCGAAAACUUGAUAAUGAACAUCGUGCUCGUCUUCUACAAUUCGUCACAGGUACCUGUCAUUUACCAUUAGGAGGCUUCUCUGAAUUAACUGGCAGUGGUGGUCGUCAGUUAUUUUGUAUAGAGCGUACAGGCGAUGAACAAUGGCUACCACGUAGUCACACAUGCUUCAACCGGUUAGAUUUACCGCCAUACAAUUCGUACGAUCAAUUGUGCGAAAAACUGCAAAUGGCAAUUGAAGAAACUAAGGGAUUUGGGCAAGAAUAAAUCUAACCUCCUCUAUGACUUUCCCUUAAAAACACUUAAAUUAUAAUGUUAUUUUUAUUGUGUAUAUUCCAGUAAUCAUCUAUCACAGUAAUGAUUGAUGAGAAACGUUUUGUGGAGGUUAGAGUAGGCGGUGAAGUGGUAAAAUCAGUGGUAUACUGUGUUUUGAAUAAACUGUGAUCUAUUACCAAUUAGUAAUCUUUUUUUAGUAUGUAAUUUCCGUUUUCUCUUUUCGAUUACCAUUAUUAUUAUUAUUAUUAUUGUCUCUGGGUAAUGAAAAUUAUUUUAUUAAAUAUUUUUUUCUAAAUUUUGUUUUACUGAUUUUGUCUUCAAUUUACAUACGAUACUCUCUACAUAUGUGUACCCAAAGAUAUGUUUUGCUUUUAUGCUAAAUUCAUCAAACAAAUUAUGUUCGUUUGUUUGCGAACAAAACGUGUCAGAUGAUAUGGCUCUCGUUACUUUCCCAGUUGUCAAUGAAUUGGCCUUAUCAUUGACUGAUUUAAUUAGACUAAAAACACAAUGCAUCAUUAAAAACUAAUGAUAUUGGACUUCUUCAACCUUUGGAUAAAAUUUACAUCAAUAAGUUUAUAAGGCAUUUGAAAUUUUGAGACUCUGAAGAGAACUUGCAAC